CUUCAAUUACAACUUCAUUCAUGGCUACGAAGCCGGGAUUAUUCUUGUUAUUUAUAACCUUAAUUUCAUUCUUCUUAUCCACCCUCUCCAUUAGCAUCCCCUCAUCCAGCGUAGACUAUUGGUGCAACAAAACCCCAUACCCACAAUCAUGCAAAUACUACAUGAAACAAAACCCUAAAAGAUUUGUGCCCAAACAGAAGAAUGACUUCCGGAAAAUGUCACUACAACUCACCAUGGAACAUGCAGUGAGUGCGCAGAAUCAUAACAAGCAUCUCGGUUCAAAAUGCAGAAAUGAGAAAGAAAAGACUGCAUGGAGUGACUGCUUGAAGCUCUAUGAAAAUGCCAUUAUUCAACUCAACCAAACCCUGGAUCCCAACACAAAGUGCACCGAAUUCGAUGCACAAACAUGGCUUAGCACUUCCCUCACCAACCUUGAAACCUGUCGAACAGGGUUCAUGGAGCUGGGCGUUUCGGAUCAUAUGUUGCCUCUCAUGUCCAACAAUGUGUCACAACUUAUCAGCAACACUUUGUCUAUAAACAACGCUUCAUCGGUUAAGCCGGAAACAUCCAAAGGGGGGUUUCCAAGCUGGGUUAAAGCCGGUGACAGGAAGCUUUUGCAGACAUCUUCAGUUACGGCGGACCUUGUUGUGGCACAAGAUGGGUCAGGAAAUCACAAAACUAUCCUGGCAGCUCUUGAUAUGGCAGCUAAGAGAAGCGGGAGUGGAAGAUUUGUGAUAUAUAUAAAGAGAGGAGUUUAUACGGAGAAUCUUGUGAUUGGUAACAGUUUGAAAAACAUUAUCUUGAUUGGUGAUGGAUUAAGAUACACCAUUAUUACUGGUAGCCGAAGCGUUGGGGGAGGUUCUACUACUUUCAACUCUGCAACUGUUGCGGUGACUGGCGCGGGAUUCAUUGCUCGUGGGAUCACGUUCCGCAACACAGCAGGUCCACAAAACCACCAAGCAGUGGCUCUCCGAUCAGGUUCCGAUCUCUCAGUCUUCUACAGGUGUGGCUUCGAAGGAUACCAAGACACUCUCUACGUCCAUUCACAAAGACAAUUCUACAAAGAAUGCUACAUCUAUGGUACUGUCGAUUUCAUUUUUGGAAAUGCCGCUGUUAUUCUCCAAAAUUGCAUGAUUUACGCAAGAAGGCCAAUGGAUAAACAAAAGAACACAGUCACUGCUCAAGGCAAAACUGACCCUAACCAAAACACUGGAAUUUCAAUCCAUAACUCACGAGUUAUGGCUGCACCAGACCUCGCACCAGUGCUUAGCUCAUUCAAAACAUACUUGGGACGGCCAUGGAAGGAGUACUCGCGGACAGUUUUUAUGCAAACUUAUCUUGAUACAUUGGUGGAUCCUGCUGGGUGGUUGGAAUGGGAUGGUGAUUUUGCUUUGGAUACUUUGUAUUAUGGUGAGUAUAAGAACCUUGGACCAGCUGCAUCAACUAGCGGGAGAGUGAAGUGGGGUGGUUACAGGGUGAUAACCAGUUCAACUGAAGCAUCAAAGUUCACAGUUGCUAACUUCAUAGCCGGAAACUCCUGGUUGCCGGCCACUGGGGUGCCGUACACCGCUGGUCUUUGAUUGAAUUAAUGUGGCCGUAAAUGAGGACAACUGAUACAUUUGUUUGAUUACUUUUGUUUGCUAAUAUUUCAUUGAUUCGUUCUUCAAGUGUUUAUAAUAUUGAAUAAUCCCAAAUAAUAUUUUGGAUAGUAUUUUUGAAAAAAUAAGAGUUGUGUGAUAAU
Molecule: messenger RNA, 1741 nt
Organism: Pistacia vera
Lineage: Eukaryota; Viridiplantae; Streptophyta; Magnoliopsida; Sapindales; Anacardiaceae
Product: pectinesterase 2-like
Exons: 3
Coding region: 21-1580 (519 amino acids)
Biological process (GO): cell wall modification
Molecular function (GO): pectinesterase activity; pectinesterase inhibitor activity
Source: RefSeq, a predicted model, not a curated record